AAAAAGCCACCUAACUAAACAUACAAUCGAACAAGCCUUUCCACAUUCAAGCCCACCAUGCGUUUCUUCCUUGCUAUCUCGACUCUUCUGGCCGUUGCCACUGCAGCCCCUGCCUCGACUGCACAGAACCUUCAGGACGUCCACAACAACGCCGCUGCUUUCACUGAGGCAAAGAAAGCCGCAGGAUGCGACUGGCUUGCCUGUGUCUCCUCUCUUGCUGGGGAGAGCGCUGCAUGUGCAGCCGCCGCCGCCGAGCUCGGUGCUAAUCCCAUUGCCGAUGCCGCUUGUAUCGCGUCUGUCGGUACCUCUACUGCUUCCUGCAAGAAGUGUGGCUAAGUAGCUACGGUACAACCUUUUGCCAAUACUAUGGACGCGUAGGGUUGAAGGCAUUUAAGGUGGGGUGAAAGGACUUACUGGACGCAUUUGUACGCAGGUCCCUGUAUAUAUUGUUAGUGAUCAGAUGCGAGGAGUGAAUUGUCAUCCUGUGAUUUAGUGAUGAAUGCAUCCAUACAUUAUUUCCA
Aspergillus pseudotamarii is the source of this 521-nucleotide messenger RNA. Its product is annotated as fungal calcium binding protein-domain-containing protein. The coding region runs from base 58 to 336 and encodes 92 amino acids. The record is from RefSeq and is a predicted model, not a curated record. The transcript is spliced from 4 exons. NCBI's taxonomy places the organism in Eukaryota, Fungi, Ascomycota, Eurotiomycetes, Eurotiales, Aspergillaceae.